CGCCGGGAAGAUGGCCGUGGCGCUGCGGUACUUGUGGCCUCUCCUCCUGUGCAGCCCCUGCCUGCUCAUCCAGAUCCCCGAGGAAUUGACGGAGCCCCCCGUCAUCACGGAGCAGUCUCCACGGCGCGUGGUCGCCUUCCCCACAGAUGACAUCAGCCUCAAGUGCGAGGCCAGCGGCAAACCCCAAGUGCAGUUCCGCUGGACUCGGGACGGCGUCCUCUUCAAACCCAAGGAGGAGCCGGGCGUGACCGUGAGCCAGACCCCCCACUCCGGCUCCUUCACCAUCACGGGCAACAGCAGCAACUUCGCCCGCAGUUUUCAGGGCACCUAUCGCUGCUUUGCCAGCAACAAGCUGGGCACCGCCAUGUCCCACGAGAUCCAGCUCAUGGCCGAGGGUACCCCCAAGUGGCCAAAGGAGACAGUGAGACCUGUCGAGGUGGAGGAAGGGGAGUCGGUGGUCCUGCCUUGCCACCCGCCCCCCAGUGCAGAGCCGCUCCGGAUCUACUGGAUGAACAGCAAGAUCUUGCACAUCAAGCAGGAUGAGCGGGUGACCAUGGGCCAGAACGGCAACCUCUACUUCGCCAAUGUGCUGACCUCGGACAACCACUCGGACUACAUCUGCCAUGCCCACUUCCCUGGCACCCGGACCAUCAUUCAGAAGGAGCCCAUUGACCUCCGGGUCAAGGCCACCAACAGCAUGAUGGACAGGAAGCCGCGCCUGCUCUUUCCCACCAACUCCAGCAGCCACCUGGUGGCCCUGCAGGGGCAGCCGCUGGUCCUGGAGUGCAUCGCGGAGGGCUUCCCCACGCCCACCAUUAAAUGGCUGCGCCCGAGCGGCCCCAUGCCGGCCGACCGAGUCACCUACCAGAACCACAACAAGACCCUGCAGCUGCUGAACGUGGGUGAGGAGGACGACGGCGAGUAUCGCUGCCUGGCUGAGAACUCCCUGGGCAGUGACCGGCAUGCUUACUACGUCACCGUGGAGGCUGCCCCGUACUGGCUGCACAAGCCCCAGAGCCAUCUGUACGGGCCGGGAGAGACUGCCCGCCUGGACUGCCAAGUGCAGGGCAGGCCCCAGCCAGAGGUCACCUGGAGGAUCAAUGGGAUCCCUGUGGAGGAACUGGCCAAGGACCAGAAGUACCGGAUCCACCACGGAGCCCUGAUCCUGAGCAACGUGCAGCCCAGUGACACGAUGGUGACCCAGUGUGAGGCCCGUAACCGGCACGGGCUCCUGCUGGCCAACGCCUACAUUUACGUUGUCGAGCUGCCGGCCAAGAUCCUGACCCCAGACAACGAGACGUACAUGGCGGUCCAGGGCAGCACCGCCUACCUUCUGUGUAAGGCCUUUGGAGCCCCCGUGCCCAGCGUCCAGUGGCUGGACAGGGAAGGAAAGACGGUGCUUCAGGACGAGCGCUUCUUCCCCUACACCAACGGGACCCUGGGCAUCCGAGACCUCCAGGCCAAUGACACCGGCCACUACUUCUGCCAGGCCGCCAACGACCAAAACAACGCGACCAUUGUGGCCAACCUGCAGGUCAAAGGUGCCACUCAGAUCACGCAGGGGCCCCGCAGCGCGAUCGAGAAGAAAGGCUCGCGAGUGACGUUCACGUGCCGGGCCUCCUUUGACCCGUCCUUGCAGCACAGCAUCACCUGGCGCGGGGAUGGUCGCGACCUCCAGGAGCUUGGGGACAGCGACAAGUACUUCAUAGAGGGCGGGCGCCUGGUCAUCCACACCCUGGACUACAGCGACCAGGGCAACUACACGUGCGUGGCCAGCACCAAGCUGGACGUGGUGGAGAGCAGGGCGGAGCUCCUGGUGGUGGGGAGCCCCGGCCCCGUGCCUCGGCUGGAGCUGUCCGAUCGCCACCUGCUGAAGCAGAGCCAGGUGCGCCUGUCUUGGAGCCCCGCCGACGACCACAACGCCCCCAUUGAGAAGUAUGACAUUGAAUUCGAGGACAAGGAGAUGGCGCCCGAGAAGUGGCACAGCCUGGGCAAGGUGCCCGGGAACCAGACCUCCACCACGCUCAAGCUGUCGCCUUACGUCCACUACACCUUUAGAGUUACCGCCAUCAACAAAUACGGCCCGGGGGAGCCCAGCCCGGCCUCGGAGACCGUGCUCACGCCGGAAGCCGCCCCGGAGAAGAACCCCGUGGCCGUGAAGGGGGAGGGGAACGAGACCAACAACAUGGUCAUCACGUGGAAGCCGCUCCGGUGGAUGGACUGGAAUGCCCGCCAGGUCCAGUAUCGCGUGCAGUGGCGCCCUCAGAAGACACAGGGGGCCUGGCAGGAGCAGAUCGUGAGCGCCCCCUUCCUGGUGGUGUCCAACACUUCCACCUUUGUGCCCUAUGAGAUCAAGGUCCAGGCCGUCAACAGCCAGGGCAAGGGCCCGGAGCCCCAGAUCACCAUCGGCUACUCUGGGGAGGACUACCCCCAGGCCAGCCCUGAGCUGGAAGGCGUCAAGAUCCUCAACUCGAGCGCUGUGCUGGUCAGGUGGUGGCCUGUGGACCCAGCCCAGGUCAAGGGCCACCUCCGCGGAUACAACGUGACGUACUGGUGGGAGGGCAGUCAGAGGAAGCACAGCAAGAGGCACGUCCACAAAGGCCACGUGGUGGUGCCUGCGAACAGCACCAGUGCCAUACUGGGAGGCCUGCGGCCCUACAGCUCCUACCGUCUGGAGGUGCAGGCCUUUAACGGCCGGGGACUGGGGCCCGCCAGCGAGAUGACCUUCAGCACCCCCGAGGGAGUACCCGGACACCCCGAGGCCUUGCACCUGGAGUGCCAGUCGGACACCAGCCUGCUGCUGCACUGGCAGCCCCCGCUCAGUCACAACGGCGUGCUCACGGGCUACGUGCUCUCCUACCAACCUCUGGAUGAUGGGGGCAAAGAGCAGUUGUCCUUCGACCUCCCGGACCCUGAGCUGCGGAUGCACAACCUGACGAACCUCAGCCCCCACCUGCGGUACCGCUUCCAGCUCCAGGCCACAACGAAGGAGGGCGCUGGAGAGGCCAUCGUGCGGGACGGAGGCACCAUGGCCUUGUCUGGGACCCCGGAUUUCGGCAACAUCUCGGCCAUGGCUGGCGAGAAUUACAGCGUGGUCUCCUGGGUCCCCAAGGAGGGCCAGUGCAACUUCGGGUUCCAGAUCUGGUUCAAAGCCCUGGGGGAUGAGAAGCUGGGCGCUCAUCUCCCGCCGCAGUACGUCAGCUACAACCAGAGCUCGUACACGCAGUGGGACCUGCAGCCUGACACCGACUACGAGAUCCACUUGCUGAAGGAGAGGGUGCUGCUGCACCAGAUGGCCGUGAAGACCAACGGCACUGGCCGAGUGAGACUCCCUGCCGCCGGCUUUGCCACGGAGGGCUGGUUCAUCGGCUUCGUCAGCGCCAUCGCCGUCCUGCUUCUCCUCUUCCUCAUCCUGUGCUUUAUCAAGCGCAGCAAGGGUGGCAAGUACUCAGUGAAGGACAAGGAGGACACCCAGGUGGACUCGGAGGCCCGGCCCAUGAAGGAUGAAACCUUCGGCGAGUACAGUGACAACGAGGAGAAGGCCUUCGGCAGCAGCCAGCCAUCCCUCAACGGAGACAUCAAGCCCCUGGGCAGUGAUGACAGCCUGGCCGACUACGGGGGCAGCGUGGAUGUCCAGUUCAACGAGGACGGCUCCUUCAUCGGCCAGUACAGCGGCAAGAAGGAGAAGGAGGCGGCGGGAGGCAACGACAGCUCGGGGGCCGCCUCCCCCAUCAACCCUGCGGGGACCCUGGAGUAGAGCACAGCCCAGGGCCAGGCCGCAGCGGAGUCAGAGGCCAGGACCCCGCAGUCUGAGGCCUGCGCCGGGUCCCUGACCUUGGGACUGAGGCCCCUCCCUCUCUUCCCCAGGCUGCGGCCCGGCCCUCUGACC
Kogia breviceps (pygmy sperm whale) is the source of this 3889-nucleotide messenger RNA. It is a transcript of the gene L1CAM, whose product is annotated as L1 cell adhesion molecule. Gene Ontology annotation, biological process: cell-cell adhesion; axon guidance; brain development. Lineage: Eukaryota; Metazoa; Chordata; Mammalia; Artiodactyla; Physeteridae. Gene Ontology annotation, molecular function: cell-cell adhesion mediator activity. The record is from RefSeq and is a predicted model, not a curated record. Gene Ontology annotation, cellular component: axon; plasma membrane.